Messenger RNA from Chelonia mydas (Green sea turtle), 2550 nucleotides. Its product is annotated as protocadherin gamma-A12-like. Gene Ontology annotation, biological process: homophilic cell-cell adhesion. Gene Ontology annotation, molecular function: calcium ion binding. Gene Ontology annotation, cellular component: plasma membrane. The record is from RefSeq and is a predicted model, not a curated record. NCBI's taxonomy places the organism in Eukaryota, Metazoa, Chordata, Testudines, Cheloniidae.
GGACGAUACUGUCUGAAACUGGCUCCAGAUCUGAUACCCGAUAUUUUCGGAAAUAUUUGACCAAAGAUAAAAUCCAAACGGAGACAUUCCCUGACAGAGAAUCGGCGGCGCUACAUCAGCAAGGAAAUGACCCGGCACUGUACAGGGCGAGUCCUAUUCUGCGUGAUAUUGGUUGCCAUUUCUGAGGCAGUUGCUGGGCAGAUUCGCUAUUCCAUUCCGGAGGAAAUGCAGAAAGGCUCUUCCGUGAGGAACAUCGCAAAGGAUCUGGAGCUGGAUGUAGAUCAGCUCUCAGACAGCGCCGUUCGCAUUGUUUCCAGAGGUAGGACGCAGUGUUUUGCUUUGAAUUUUAAGAGCGGCCAUUUAUACAUCACGGAAAGGAUAGACAGAGAAGAGAUCUGUGGUGGGAUGGAAAUGUGUCUGUUAAAUUGUGAGGUUAUAGCUCAAGCUAAAAUGAAGCUUUUUCCGGUCGAAGUAGAAAUCACAGAUAUUAAUGAUAAUGCUCCCAGCUUCCAGUCAGAAGAAUUCGAUUUAAAAAUCAGUGAAACAGCAGCCCCAGGAUCACGGUUUUCUGUGCGUCAGGCAGAGGACUCAGACAUUCCACCAGAAUUUCUAAAUUCCAUCCAGAGCUACCAACUCAGCAGUAACACGCAUUUCUUACUGGAUGUAGAAACGCGAUCUGAUGGAAUAAAAUACGCUGAACUGGUGCUGGAAAAGUGUCUAGACCGGGAAGAACAAGCAGUUCACAAGCUAAUCCUCACAGCCACUGACGGGGGAGAUCCAGUCAGAUCCGGCACUGCGCAAAUCCGCGUAAUUGUUCUCGAUUCUAAUGACAAAGCCCCAGUUUUUAGCCAGCCUGUCUACAGAGUGAGCAUUUGGGAAAACGUGCCUGAAGGUUCCCCGGUUGUCACAGUAAAAGCCACUGAUCCGGAUGAAGGAGUCAACAAAGAGGUGAAAUGCUCUUUCCAAAAAAUCACAGACAAAGCUUCCAAAAUAUUCCGCUUGGAUUCGAACACGGGAGAUGUAACUAUUGUGGGAAAUCUGGACUUUGAGGAAGCUGCAUUAUAUGAAAUUGAGGUGCAAGCGCAUGACUGGGGAGGCCUUUUUGACAGAUCCAAAAUUGUAAUCGUUGUUCGCGAUGUGAAUGACAACGCUCCGGAAAUCGCUCUCAGAUCUCUCAUCAGCUCGAUCCCCGAGGACUCUCCCCCGGGGACUGUCAUCGCCCUUUUAAAUGUGCAAGAUCCAGACUCAGGAGAGAACGGGGAGGUCACUUGUUCGUUAGCCAGCGACCUCCCCUUCCAGCUGAAGAAACCCUUCGAGAAUUACUACAGUCUGGUGACAGACCGAGGCCUGGACAGGGAGCAGGUGGCAGCAUACAACAUCACAGUGACCGCCACGGACAAUGGGACUCCUCCUCUUUCUACAGCCACCACGAUCCCACUCCGGAUUUUAGACACGAACGACAACUAUCCCCUCUUCGAUAAAACAUCCUACACCGGCUACGUCACUGAGAAUAACCCGAGAGGAGUCUCUGUUUUCUCCCUGAGGGCGAGUGACCCCGACUGGGGGGAAAACGCGAGAGUCACUUACUCCAUUAAUGAAGGAGACAGAAGCGAAGUGCCUUUGUCCUCCUCCACCUCCAUUAACUCCGAGACUGGGGCUCUCUACGCUCUGCGCUCCUUCGAUUACGAACAGUUCCGGGAGAUUCGGUUCCAAGUGCAGGCUCAGGAUGGGGGUUCCCCACCUCUCAGCAGUAAUGUCUCCGUCACUCUCUUUAUACUGGAUCAGAAUGACAACAGCCCGCACAUCUUACACCCCUCCUUUCCCACCGAUGGCUCCACGGGAGUGGAGUUGGCCCCUCGCUCCUCCGAGCCGGGUUACCUUGUCACUAAGGUGGUGGCGGUGGAUGCAGACUCCGGGCAGAACGCCUGGCUCUCCUACCAGCUGCUGAAGGCUACAGAGCCGGGGCUCUUCUCUGUGGGACUCCACAGCGGCGAGAUCAGGACAGCGCGCUCCUUUGUAGACAAAGAUGCGCUCAAGCAAAGUCUGGUGGUUUUAGUGAAGGACAACGGGCAGCCCCCUCUCUCUGCCACGGCCACUGUCACGGUGGUGGUGGCUGACAGCAUCCCCGAAAUCCUCUCCGAUUUAAGCAGUCUCUCAACUCCUGCAGACCCCCAGUCCAGCCUCACCUUGUAUUUGGUGAUCGCUGUGGCUUCCUUUUCUUGCUUGUUCUUUACCUUUAUCAUAGUAUUACUGGCCCUGAGGCUCCGCCGGUGGAGAAACUCGCAGCUGUUUGACUCCUCGAGUGUGACUUUCAGUGGAUUUCCCGUCUCGCAGCUUUUGGGGGUCGAUGGAGUCAGAGCUUUUCUUCACUCCUACUCACAUGAGGGUUCUCUAACCACGAACUCCAGGAAGAGCCAGUUCAACUUUCCCAAAUCAAACUAUUCAAAUACUCUGACCAGUCAGCAGACUUGUGAGAUAAAGGAUCCUAUUCUAGUUACUGGAGAAUUAAACAUUAGUAACGGGGAUCAGACCUCGCUUCAGGUGAGCUAA